CGCAAUGUUCAGCGCCACGGCGCUCAGCUCCGUCGCGCUGCGCGGCGUCGAGGCGCCGGCCACCGGCGCGACGCUGCAAGCUGCCGAUGCAUCGCCCCGCGUUGCGCGCCUCGCGAUAUUGCUCGCCGCCAUCGCGCUGCCCUACGACCCGGAGCUGGCCCCAGACGUUCUGCCCCAGGGCAUGGCGCUCGUUUCGCCCCUCUUCCCACUCGCAGCCGCGGGGGCGCCGUCGCUGGGCACAGUCGAAGUGCUCGACGACAUGGCGCUCAGCACCGUCGCGCGGCACGGCGCCCGGGCGGUUCUGGACGCAUUGCUCGAAGUGGGGGCGCACGUUGCAAUGAUCGCCUUGCUCGCAAAUGCGAGGCUGCCGAUGCUGGGCCCCGUCUUUGCUCGCAACGUCACGAUGACAAGUCUCGCCGCGCUGCUCCGCGUCGAGUAUCCAGUGGCGCCGCGCAGCGUCGCGCUGCUCAGCUCCGUCGCGUUUCCCGGCGUCGAGGCGGGCGCGGCAUUCCGCGCGCUGCUCGCCCCGAUCGGAGUGAGGCUUCUGUCUGUGGAUCCCGCGGCGCUGCGCGUCGCGGUGGUUCCCGGUUCCGCAGUGCUGCGCUGCGCCCCACUGCUGGUCGCGCAGGCGCCACCGGUGGGCGCGCGGCUCGUAGCGCUGCUCGUCGCAAUCGUGCAUGCGACGCUGCUGGUGCCCGCGAGCGCGAGCCCUGGCGGGCUGGCCGUGGGCCUCGCUGCGCUGCUCGUCGCACUCAUGAAAUCGAAAGCGUCGGCGUCGGCCCCCGCGGCGCCGCUCGGCGCCGUGGCGCGCCGCCCUCUCGCGCCGCUUAGCGGCGAGGCGCCCGUGACACGCGCGCAGUUGGAAGGCGCGGUGGCGUCUGGCCCCGCCGCGCCGCCCGACUUCGCGGCACUCUCCGUCGCAUUGCUCAGAGUCGCGGCGCUGGUCGCAGACGGGCGGCUGAAGGACGCAACGGCCGACGCGCCGAUCGCGCCAGUCCGAGACGUGAGGCCGUUGAAGCUGCAUCCCGUCGCGCUCGACGUCGCAGUGCUCGACUGCGUCGUGCUACGCCUUGUCAGGAAGAUCCCCGGCGCGGCGCUCCAAGCCGCGAUGCUCGUUGCUCUGCUCGAUCCGGCGGUCAGCGACUUGCUGCUCGAAGUCGCGGCGCUCGUCGCCCUGCUUGUCUCCCCCGCCAGCGCGAGGCUGUCGGCGCUAGAUCCCGUCGCGCAGUCCAACGCCGCUGCGCUGAACUCAGUCGCGUUCCCUGGCGCCGAGGUUCGGGUCGCAGCGGUGCCGCCAGAGGACGCAUUGCUAGCUGGCCCGUUCGUUUCACUCGUGGGCGUGAGCCUACUGGGGCUGAAGUUCGUCGCGCUGCUCGACGUAGCAGUGCUCGCUUGCGUCGCGCUGCACGGUGUCUGA
Prorocentrum cordatum is the source of this 1417-nucleotide messenger RNA. NCBI's taxonomy places the organism in Eukaryota, Dinophyceae, Prorocentrales, Prorocentraceae. The record is from the annotation of a GenBank genome assembly.